Molecule: messenger RNA, 363 nt
Organism: Ascoidea rubescens DSM 1968
Lineage: Eukaryota; Fungi; Ascomycota; Saccharomycetes; Ascoideales; Ascoideaceae
Exons: 1
Coding region: 1-363 (120 amino acids)
Source: RefSeq, a predicted model, not a curated record
AUGUCCUAUUAUUUUCUUUUUGAAUCAGAUGUCACUUUUGACAAUAACAGAGUAUUUAAUGUUUAUCUAUGGUUUGAGAAAAAUGAGAAAAAUGAGAAACAGAAAUUGAUUAAUGUUGAUUUUGAUAGUGAUAAUGAUAAUGAAAUUUUUGAAGAUGCUGAUGAAACUGUUGAGCACAUUUUUACUGAGUAUUACGACAAAUAUAUAAAUGUGGAAAAUACCGAUAGUUUAUUGUUAAACAAGGAAAUAAUAAUGAAAAUAGGUUAUAAAGAACCUGAAGAGAUGGAAAUUUUUAAGCACAUGGAACAUUCUUUUGAUGAAAAUAUAAAAAGAUAUCAUCAAAAUAAUAUAUUCAAAAAUUAA